Molecule: messenger RNA, 2739 nt
Organism: Anopheles bellator
Lineage: Eukaryota; Metazoa; Arthropoda; Insecta; Diptera; Culicidae
Exons: 3
Coding region: 1-2739 (912 amino acids)
Source: RefSeq, a predicted model, not a curated record
AUGAUCGUGUCCGACAUGCUACCAGAACUGCUGUUUUCGGUUGGCAGUGGUAUGCAGGACUUCGGAAAGGAUGAGCUAGGCGGUUUGCUCGGAACCGGCGUCGUAGUGAGCAGCGAUAAGGACCACGGUGCCAGUCAGCAUACCCUGCACUCGGCCGCCAACGGCGGCGUUGGCCUAGUGGUCGGCAUCGAUGACAUAAAGCUGACGUCCAUCCCGGAUCUGCUGGAGACGAGCGAUGGUGGCAAGUUGGAGGAAGUCGAUCGUGAUCUUUACCCCUGGCACACCGGCCCCAACAUCGGAAGUCGAUUUCUGCGCAGCUCAGACGAUCCAUUGAUCUCCGGAGGCACCAACGACAAUCCGCACGAUAAUGAGCUUAGCGUGCCGACGGUCAGCCAGUCCAUGUGUCCGUCUCCAACAACGCCACCGCCCGCACCGAAGCACCGCCACUCGAGUGUCCUGCCACCGGAGCUCGCCGAGCCGAUACUGUCGCCGCUGGCGACGACCCCACCCAAGAAGACGCCGGACGCCUCAGCGCCAUCGCCAUCGAAGCCAGCGACGACGUCCAACAGACGCUCCAACACCGGUGCCCCGAGGGCACGGCGAAAGGGGCCGCUCAAGCUGCGGUUUCACCACCAAGCCCUGCCCCAGGAGUACCUCGAUCACUAUGAGGCCACCCAGAACAAUCUGCACAAGAAGGAAGCAGCACACGGUCAAGCAAAGUCGACGACGCGCCAGCCCGACCGCCAAUCGGCCAAGGCUCUGAUGGAGCGCCAGGCUGUGCUGGAGCGCGAGGAACGGGCCAACGAGUCCGUACGGAGUUGGCUGCAGAAAAUACUGGAACUGCAACAGGAGGGAGUCCCGAUGGCCCCGCUCAAGGACGAGCCGGGCCAGUCCACGGCACCAACGCCACCAACCAACACCGCCGCCACUGACGGAUCGCCCCAGAAGCGGAUCGUCAGCUACACCGAUCUACCGUACAUGGGCGAGAUCACGCUGGACAACUGUAAACCGCGGCGUGGCCGGAAACCCAAAAAGGCGGACAUUUGCCACCUGAUCUACAAGAACUACGGCACCAUUCUCCCCGGCACUCCGACGCGAGAGCUGACCCUGGAGAAAGUGGCCAAGGGCUGCUCCAAAUCCGUUGCCAGCCUCCUCGAGCGCCGUCUAACGGCGUCCGACGAGAGGGCGAAAGGGCAACCCACCGGGCAGCUGCUGGGUGGAGGUGGUCAGCCCCGACAGAGCCCCAAGCGGGGGCUCCGAAAAGAGGAACCACUCAACCUGUGCGUCCGUGACUCGGGCGGAGACAGCGUUGCGCUCAGCCUGUCGUCCGAUCCGGACACGGAUCCGGAGGAAGAUCCGUUUGCUUCGUCCUGCCCCACACCGAUCAUCACUCCGUCGGAUCUGUGCACCGACCAGGCGCUGGCCACUAAUAUGAAGCUAUCGCUGCCAACGCUUCAGUCGUCGUCGGGCAGCACGACGGAGACACCCUCGACGGCCGACACUCCGCCGGGUUACAUGUACUGGUCGUCCGCGAACGCACCGACCCUCUUCGCACAUCCCAUGGGCAUGUACUUCCCGGCGGCAACGACGACGGCGUCGGUGCCGGAGCUAGCCGACGGCUCUCCGGCCUCAUCGCCGGCUGUGUCACCGAACGGGCUGAAGGGUGACCACCAACGCCCAGCACAGCCGCUGCUAGUUCCGAAGCACAUUUCGCAGCUCAUCAAACCCACCAAACCGCAGCCACCGGCCGCCACUGCCCCGACCGGCCAACGGCGGACGUCACCGAUCCCGAAGCGGAAGCGAUCGGCCAUCUUCAUCCCGCCCGUACCGGCCGAGAACAGCUCGAACCCGGCGACGGAAGUGAGCAUCUGCAAGUUUAAGUUCACCGGCGGCGCCAAACCGUGCCUGCAGGAGAAGAAGAUACUGAGCGUCGACUCGGGCGGCAACUUCCGGUACUACUCCGGCACCGGCGACAAGUCGAUGCGGGGCUACGAGUUCUUCCCGCGCGAGAGCCUGCAGCAGAGCAGCAUCACGGCGACGAGCACGACCGGGGCGUUCCUGAACGCUUCCGGCGAACGGAUCGCCUGCGAUCUCCCGCCACCCUCGCUGGGCCUCAGCAACGAUCUGCUCCAGAUACCGGACUUUCCCACUUCGCCGCCCCACCCGUGCUCACCGAUCACGCCGGCCGUGACCGGAUGUGGCCCGCACCAUCAUCACACGGCGUCCGAGAGGCGGCGGCGAAAGAGCCGCCGCGCUACGCAGCGCGAGUCGCUCGAGAAGACGUUCAAGGAGAAGGGCUUCCUGAUCCAGACGCAACAGAUGCAAUCGGCCGAAGGUGCGACCUACUGUAAAUUCAGACAAUUACGCAAAUUUACCCGCUAUCUCUUCCGAAGCUGGAAAGACUAUCUGCCGGGCGAUCUGCAGCAACAGUCGGACGUACUGCCAGGCGUGACACUGCCACCACCAACCGGAGGGGGAAUGUCCGAGGACUUUGGCUCGCCACCGGAGCGACUCGUCACCGCUUUCGACGAGGCGGCCUCCUCCAGCAGCUUCUCGUCGCCGUCGCACCAGAUGAUAGUGGACGCGGCGACGGUUGACCAGCACGGCGGCUCUAUCAGUUCGACCGUCCGAAGUCGCUUUUCAGCGACCCAACAGCUGCAGCAUUCCGAACCCUGCAUGACUGACCCGGGCAGCAGUCCUGGGCCAUCACCGCCGCCGCCGCCGCGACGAGUCGACUGA